Molecule: messenger RNA, 2622 nt
Organism: Etheostoma spectabile (orangethroat darter)
Lineage: Eukaryota; Metazoa; Chordata; Actinopteri; Perciformes; Percidae
Gene: ak5
Product: adenylate kinase 5
Exons: 14
Coding region: 363-2060 (565 amino acids)
Biological process (GO): nucleobase-containing compound metabolic process
Molecular function (GO): nucleobase-containing compound kinase activity; ATP binding
Source: RefSeq, a predicted model, not a curated record
UUUCCAGGCUGACUAUGUCCCUGUGAAAAAACGCCAUUACAAGGCGGUGCGUGCGUUAUUUGGCACAGCGCGCAACCACUGUGCCAGCGUCAAGGCGCACAUGGUGCGUGCUGGAAGCAGACCGCUGUAGGAAGGAAGACGGACACGCCACGCAUCCACAUCAACGAGAAGGGUGGCGUUGUGGCAUCGCCUGCAGGAAUCCAGUUGUAAAGUCCACACACGGGGCAAACAUGCGCUGAGGGGAAACUGGAGUUCUGUUAGUAACCAAAUUAUACCUUACGGCACUGAGACAGCUAAAGAAAAACGAGGAGAAGAAAGCACGCUACGGAUAAGUUGUGAUUUCAGAGGAAAUCCGACUGGAGAUGAAUACCAACGAUGCCAAGGAGUAUCUCGCACGGCGGGAGAUACCUCAACUAUUUGAGAGCCUGCUGACAGGUUUGAUGUACUACCGGCCUGAUGACCCCAUCGACUACUUGGAGGGCUGUCUGAAGAAAGCCAGGGACCUCGGAGGACCAGACAAGGUGCGGUGGGAUACCUUUGUGGGCCAGGAGAAGAAGUCCCUUCCCCCUCUCAACGGCGGCCAAUCACGCAGGUCCCUCUUCAGAAAUGUGUUGCCCGACAGUCCCAAUUUUCCCUACAGACGCUAUGACCGCCUCCCUCCCAUCAGCCAGUUUUCUAUUGAGAGUGACUCGGACCUGUCAGAGACCGCGGAACUCAUCGAGGAGUAUGAGGUGUUUGAUCCAUCCAGACCGCGACCCAAAGUCAUCCUCGUCAUCGGUGGCCCUGGCAGCGGCAAAGGAACACAGAGCCUGAAGAUUGCUGAGCGCUACGGCUUCCAGUACGUGUCUGUAGGCGAGCUGCUGAGAAAGAAGAUGAUCCACAAUGCCACCAGCAACAGAAAGUGGAGCCUGAUCGCUAAAAUCAUCACCAACGGAGAGCUGGCACCACAGGAGACAACAAUAACUGAGAUCAAGCAGAAGAUCAUGAAGAUCCCAGACGCUAAUGGUAUUGUCAUAGAUGGGUUCCCUCGAGACGUCGGACAGGCCUUGUCCUUUGAAGACCAGAUCUGCACUCCAGACCUGGUGGUGUUCCUGGCCUGCACUAACCACCGUUUGAAGGAGAGGCUGCAGAAACGAGCCGAGCAGCAGGGACGACCAGACGACAACCCUAAGGCCAUCGACCGCCGUCUGACCAACUUCAAACAAAACACCAUUCCUCUGGUCAAAUACUUCCAGGAGAUGGGCCUUAUUGUUACGUUGGAUGCUGACCGGGACGAGGAGGAGGUCUUCUGUGACAUCAGCAUGACUUUGGACAGCAAGCUGUUUCCCUCCAAAGAGCCGGCAGCCGGUCCAAGUGAGCUGGAUCUCAGUCUACUGGGUGAAACCAGCAGCCUGGCAGAUGUCGCCCGCAAGUACGAUGAGGUUGAUGAAGAGGAAGAUAUUGGGUAUGCUGAAGGAACUUCAGAAAGUUAUUGUACAGAACAGAAGAAACCAAAGGUCAUCUUCAUGAUAGGUGGUCCAGGCUCAGGGAAAUCUCUCCAGUGUGAGAGAAUGGAGGAGAGGUGCGGCCUGCGUCGCAUCGCCCUGGGUGACCUGUUGUGUAACGAGCUGCAAUCUCACGGUGACAGAGGGCGUCACCUGCGGGACCUCCUAGAGAGAGGAGAGCUGCUGCCCGAGGGAACACUGCUGGAGCUGCUGUGUGAUGCAGUGGCGGCGUCGGUUCGGCAGGGGAGAGGUCUCGUAAUCUGCGGUUUCCCUAGAGACGUAAAACGGGCUGAGGAGUACGAGGCCAAGAUGGGGGAGCCCAGUGCAGUGCUCCUGUUAAGCUGCUCAGCCGACACCAUGUCCAGUCGUCUGCAGUGUCGUGGAAGAUCCACCUCCGCCCUCCACCCUGCCUCAGAAAGAGACAACGUCAUACACAGGAGGGCUGAGAGCUUCUGCAGUGACAGCCAGGCGGUGGCAGCUUAUUAUGAACGCAAGAAGCUUUUGCACAUGAUUGACGCUGAGAGGUCGCCAGAUGAAGUGUUCACCCAGAUCUGCCAGGCAAUGGAGACCUUCUAAUUCCUCCCCCUCGCUGGAGACUCAUCCACACCCACAUAACUUCAUACUUGCACCAGUUAUACGCUCAUUGAACUGUGGUAUGCAUCUCCCCAAACACUCAACCAAUCAGUGAAACCUCUUUCUGCUUUUGACACUGACAAAGCACCUGGUUGUCACAUUCUGCUUCACCCACUUGCAUUGUCUCUUACAUUGACCUCAAUAUAUGCUGCCAACUGCCAGACCGAGGCAGAUAACUGUACUGAGACUAUAGCAUUUCCUGCUGUGACUGAGAGCAUGUUUCUACUCUCUCUGGUCCCCCAGAGGAGCUGAGAGAGGGUUCCCACCGUACUAGAAAGUGGAAAUGUCAGUGUGUGCUCAUGCUCUCAUGCACAGCAACAUACUUUAUAUCGUAACAAGCAUGCAAGAAGUACAAUCAAGCUUAAAGGCCUUUUGUGCAUUAAAUAAAAAGCAGGAAAAAAAUAUUAAAGAAUAUUGCAUUUAUAUGUUUCAAAGCUCAUCGUACAGGUGCUUGUUUGAGUCUGGUAUUUAACAUUCAAUAAAGCCAGUGCAUUUGCUAAAUGGA